AUGAUUAGCAAGAUUGUCUUCAACACUGCUUCCAAAUCCUUUAUCAGAACAUCUAUUACCCCAGGUGUUUUAUCUACGACUAUUAGAUAUUAUUCAGCACCACCAUCCAAAUUUGCAUUUAAAGUGGGUCCACCAAGACUUCCAAAAGAAGAACAAGAAGAAUUUGAAAAAUUACAACUGAUUGCAAAUUCACAAAUUGCUAUUGAAGAAUAUAAUGAUCAAAUUAAAGAGAAUAAUAAUGGAUCUACAGAACAGGAAUUAAAACCACCUGUUGUUAAUUCAGAUAUUGGUACUUUUUCAAGUUUGAAAAUCAUUCCUGAAUUUGAAGGUAAUGUUAAUCCUAAAACAGGUGAAAGAGGUGGUCCUAAACAAGAUCCGUUGAAACAUACUAAAGAUGAAUGGAGUUUUAAUGGAAGAGUUAUUGAUUUCUAA
Candida tropicalis MYA-3404 is the source of this 432-nucleotide messenger RNA. RefSeq lists its product as uncharacterized. Gene Ontology annotation, biological process: mitochondrial respiratory chain complex II assembly. Gene Ontology annotation, cellular component: mitochondrion. The transcript has a single exon. Bases 1 to 432 code for a protein of 143 amino acids. Lineage: Eukaryota; Fungi; Ascomycota; Pichiomycetes; Serinales; Debaryomycetaceae. The record is from RefSeq and is a predicted model, not a curated record.